UCCUAUCUCCAGAGCCAGUGGUGGCUCUCUGGCGCCAGGCCCUUCAGCGCGGGCUUUCUGCCAUGGGGUCUCUGCUCCUCCUGUCGCUGCUGCUUUUGCUGGUGACCGUGUAUCCAGGAGAUGGAGGCGUGCUGGGGCGCCAGGCUGAGCGUGUGCAAGGCACCAGCGGCAGCCCUCCCGCACCCUCGGGGACACCAGCGCCCUUCUGGGUACGCAUUAGUCCGGAGUUGGUGGUGGUACCGCAGGGGGGCUCAGUGUGGCUUAACUGCAGCAAUAGCUGCCCCCUGCCGGAAAGUUCCAGCGUCCGCACCCAGCUGCUGCUGGGCAAGACGCUCAGUGGGCCAGGUUGGGUAUCUUACCAGCUGCUGAAUGUGAGGGCUUGGAGCUCCGAAGUACACUGCUUCGUCACCUGCGCAGGAAAAACGCGAGAGGCCACCGCCAGGAUCACCACCUACAGUGAGGGACAGGGGUACAGGUCCAGUUGGGGUGAGGGGAAGAAGGUGAAGGAUGGGGUAGUUGAAAGUCGCAAGAGGGGGCGCCCGCGGACCUUACGGUGGGGCUCCCCUCUUGCUUUAGAGCGGCCUCGCAGCGUUAUCCUGGAACCACCCAUCUUGGUUGGCCAGGAGUACUUUCUGCGCUGCCACGUGACGCACGUUUUCCCAGUGGGCUCCUUGAUGGUGAUCCUGAGGCGCCGCGGCCAGAUCAUCUAUUUCGAAACCUUGGAGCACUUCCAAGAUUUGCAUGUGGCCAAUGUGACGCUGACCCAUGUUUUGCGCGCUGGGCCCAGCAACCUAUGGCAGCCGUUGACCUGCCACGCGCGCCUCAGUCUCCACGGUCUGGUGAUACACAGCAGCUCAGCACCUAUUAUGCUAACAGCCUUAGCUUGGAACCCCGCCUCCAAAGCCUUGGCCUCCACCUCCAUCGCAGCCCUUGUGGGGAUUCUUCUUGCCAUGGGGGCUGCCUACCUGUGCAAGUGCCCAGCUAGGCAGCCCGGGCUUAGAAAGCUAUUCUAUGCCAACUAAGCCAAAGGAAAAAGAAGUCUGGA
Messenger RNA from Ictidomys tridecemlineatus (thirteen-lined ground squirrel), 1045 nucleotides. RefSeq names its product intercellular adhesion molecule 4 (Landsteiner-Wiener blood group) (gene Icam4). Gene Ontology annotation, cellular component: plasma membrane. The record is from RefSeq and is a predicted model, not a curated record. Gene Ontology annotation, molecular function: integrin binding. Gene Ontology annotation, biological process: cell adhesion. NCBI's taxonomy places the organism in Eukaryota, Metazoa, Chordata, Mammalia, Rodentia, Sciuridae.